UGAUGGCUUCAUAAGACUGUAAAAUAUCAUCAUACACACAGAUACAGCAAUCUAAGACCUGUCAGUGGAAUCAAGUCAGAUAAAGAAAAUCAAACGUGGCAGACUUCUUCAGCCUGUCAGAGGGAAUUCGUGACCGGAUCUAAAAGUGACGCUCUCUUUCGUGGAGACCCUGAACGCAGCAGUAAAUAUGUGACGUGUGGGUGGAGCUGUGGGUUCAGACCUGCUGUACCAGCUCUGACUCUGUGAUCACUUACAAAGGAUGCCACCAGUGGAAGACCAUCACAUGGAGAAAAAUGCGUGGAGACGGAGCUGAAUGUUUUGGAUUUGUGUUGUUGUUGUUGUUGUUGUUCUGAUUAUUUUCAAAAAAUGAUUACAACAAUCUAAAUGACACUUUUACCUCCUCCACAAUUAAACCCUCAGUCGUUUUUUGAGGGAGAGUUUUUUUGUUUUUGUUUUCUUCUUUCUUCUUUUUAGCACCUACAGGCUCCUAAUCAUGCAUGCGUGCGUAUGUAGUUACACGGACUUUGCAUUUUUAGUUCUCGUUUUUCAAACGGCCCAUAAUUCGCCUGACCAGAGUCAGACUGUGACUGCGAGGACGCGCGCUUGACUGUGACACCGGCCACAAUGCUCCCCUCAGUGAACUUGCUCUAAAGUUCUCUUUAUGGCGUUUCAAAAUGCCAGACUCUAACUUGAGCAACAGGAGCGACCAUGGGAUCUACUUUGCUGAAGCUUCCAAUGGAUCCGUUCUGGACGAGGUGUUUCCAAACGACAGCGCCACGGCAUGCACGAACUUCACCAUGGACUCACAGGUUGUCGGGGUCGGGAUCAUUCUCUCCGUUUUCAUCUUGGUGGCGAUUGUUGGGAACAUUCUGGUCAUCCUGUCCGUGGUGUGCAACAGACAUUUGCAGACCGUCACAAACUUCUUCAUCGUCAACCUGGCCAUGGCGGACCUGCUGCUGAGCAUUAUCGUGCUGCCCUUCUCCGCCUCUCUGGAGGUGCUGGGAUGCUGGGUGUUUGGCAGGGUGUUCUGUAACAUCUGGGCUGCGGUGGAUGUGCUCUGCUGCACCGCGUCCAUCCUCAGCCUCUGCAUCAUCUCCAUCGACCGGUACAUAGGUGUUAAGCACUGCCUGAAAUACCCGAGCAUCAUGACGGAGAGGAAAGCGGUGGCUAUUCUGGUCCUGGUUUGGGUUCUGUCCACGGUGAUCUCUGUCGGGCCGCUGCUGGGAUGGAAAGAACCGCCGCCCGUGGAUGAGAGCAUCUGCAGCAUCACGCAGGAGCCGGGCUACGCGCUCUUCUCCUCUCUCUUCUCGUUCUACCUCCCGCUCAUGGUCAUCCUCAUCAUGUAUUUUCGGGUCUACGUGGUGGCCCGCAGGACUACCAAGAGUCUGGAAGCGGGCGUCAAGCGAGAGAGGGACAAGUCGAUGGAAGUGGUGCUCCGGAUCCACUGCCGCAGCGUGCUGGAGGACGCGCGCCCGGCCAGUUCCAAGAGCAGCAAGAACCACCCGUUCCGAAGUUCUCUGUCGGUGCGGCUGAUGAAGUUCUCCCGGGAGAAAAAGGCUGCGAAGACCCUCGCCAUCGUUGUGGGGAUGUUCAUCUUGUGCUGGCUGCCUUUUUUCUUCUUUCUGCCCAUUGGUUCUUUCUUCCCGGCUCUGAAGCCAUCCGAAACUGUCUUCAAGGUGAUCUUCUGGCUGGGCUACUUCAACAGCUGCAUCAACCCCAUGAUCUACCCCUGCUCCAGCAAAGAGUUCCAGCGCGCUUUCACUCGACUUCUCAGGUGUCAGUGUCACCAGAGACAGAGGGUCCUGCGCCGCUUUUAUGACCAAAAGUGGCGGACAGCUGUCAAGGGAAUGGCAAGGGAUCAGAGGGGAGACUAUAAGCCAGGCUAUGCUAUACACGAAUCCUGCGGCAGGUCUUUGUUACACAAGGGGAAAGGGCGCUCGCUAGGUUUCAAGAGAUGGAGUCUGUUCCCACCACUGCAGAAGUCUUCUUUCCAGCUGAAAGAGAAAGUGAACAAUUUGUCAAACAAAAUCAAGGGAGGGACAGGAAAAAGCACGACACCUGCAGUGGGCCGGAUUGAAAUAGUGGACACGGUCUCUAUGGGGAUUUACAACUGUGAGCAGAGCAGCUAUCAGUUCUAUGAUCUGGCAGACUGCUAUGGCCUGAAAGAGACUGACAUUUAGACGCCACUAGAGAAUCUUUUAUUUAUUUUCAAAGGGUCGUAUUUGACCAACAUGCAAGAAAGACUGUAUCUGAGAAUCAAAGCCUGAUUAAAGGUGUGGACUGAGAACGAUGGCUUGAUCCCAGCAAAAAAAGACUUUGUAUCAACCCCAUCAUCCCCGUCUUGUUUACUUAAGAUGAAACUGCUUGUGAAGCUGCCACAUUUUUGGAAAAGGACACAAAUGUAGCCAACUCCUCGGACUCACUGCUGUCUUUUGGAAAGCAUUGUGCAUUGACAUUUCACAGCCCUCAGUUGACAGAUGUACUUUUGGCAAGAUGUUUAACAUGAGCCUCAUUUGACAGUUCCACUUCUUUCUUUACAUUUUUAUAUCACACUGUCGCCUUUUUUCUUCUUCUUCUUCUUCUUUUUUUUUUUUUUACUAUUUCCCAGCUGACACUGUGCAAUGAUGACGACUCCCAAUGAAUGGUGACUGCGUUGAUAUUCGGUGGACUUUAAAUAGAAAACUUAGAAAACAAGGGAAACAGACUGAACCAAAUAUUUUGAAGCUCUAACAGAGCAAAUUUAGUCAUAAGUGCAAUUUUCAUUGUUGCCAGAAUGUACGAAUUACUUAAAUGAAAUGUUUCUUGAUGAAUUCUGAUGCUUUUUCUGUUUUGACAAGGCAUUGUAAAGACAAGAGGCCAGCAAAGAAUAAAGAUGUUGCACAGUCAAUAUUUAUUCCAAGUGUUGAAUUAUGAAUUAACAUGGCAUUGAUAUAUAAACAUAACAUUGAAAUGUACACUUGUUUGAUUGAAAACCUGUCAGUCUACUUGGCCAAGUGAGUGCUGAUGUGAAAUAAACGUGCUUUGUUUUUUUGUAUUUUUAGAUGUUAUGUUUGUUUAUGUAAGAUGAAAAGAUAAAUAAAAAAGGAAGGACUAUUUGAGUCAA
Messenger RNA from Acanthopagrus latus (yellowfin seabream), 3103 nucleotides. It is a transcript of the gene adra1d, whose product is annotated as adrenoceptor alpha 1D. Gene Ontology annotation, biological process: adenylate cyclase-activating adrenergic receptor signaling pathway; positive regulation of cytosolic calcium ion concentration; cell-cell signaling. The record is from RefSeq and is a predicted model, not a curated record. Gene Ontology annotation, molecular function: alpha1-adrenergic receptor activity. The transcript is spliced from 2 exons. Bases 675 to 2180 code for a protein of 501 amino acids. NCBI's taxonomy places the organism in Eukaryota, Metazoa, Chordata, Actinopteri, Spariformes, Sparidae. Gene Ontology annotation, cellular component: membrane.